This is a messenger RNA of Ilyonectria robusta, 3272 nucleotides long. RefSeq lists its product as uncharacterized. NCBI's taxonomy places the organism in Eukaryota, Fungi, Ascomycota, Sordariomycetes, Hypocreales, Nectriaceae. The transcript is spliced from 3 exons. The record is from RefSeq and is a predicted model, not a curated record. Gene Ontology annotation, molecular function: calcium-activated cation channel activity. Gene Ontology annotation, cellular component: plasma membrane. Bases 159 to 3176 code for a protein of 1005 amino acids.
CCUACACGAUCUAAUCCGAUACGAUACGAUACGAUCGUUUCUGGUCCACGCCUGUUGGCCAAGAGGGCUUCGAUAUAUCCGAACCGAUUGAUAUCACCCCGACCCUUAACUGAGCAUACAUCGAGCUCUUCUUCGCCUCUGGCGGAGCAAUCGCCGCCAUGUCUCUCAACAAUAUGGCCGGCCUCCUGGCUGGCCGCGACGAGGAGAAGAACGGAGCUGCCAAGCUGCUGGACCUGCUGAAAAAUCCUUGGUCCGAUUCGCUUCAAGCUGCCUCCAUGUAUUCCGCCUUGGGCAUCUCACUGGGAUUCACCGUCUUUACCGCCAUCAUCUUCUCUCUCCUUCGCCCCUACAACCAGGCCGUCUAUGCGCCCAAACUCAAGCACGCCGAUGAGAAGCAUGCCCCUCCUCCGCUCGGAAAGGCCCCCUGGUCGUGGAUCGCAACUGUCUGGGGAACAAAGGAGGAGCAGCUCAUGCACUCGAUUGGCAUGGAUGCUACCGUCUUCCUCCGCUUCGUUCGAAUGUGCCGCAACAUGUUCUUGACUCUGUCAGUCACCGGCGUCGGAAUCCUCCUGCCCAUUCACAUCUCCAACUUCUCAUCCACCGGACAAAUUACCGACACUCAAUGGGUGACCAAGAUCACCCCCCUCGAUGUCAAGGAGUCCGCUGUCUGGGCCCAGGUUGUGAUUGCUUGGGUGUUCAACAUUAUCGUCGCCAGUUACCUCUGGUGGAACUAUAGGAAGAUUCUCCAACUGCGAAGAAAGUAUUUCGAAACUGAGGAAUACCAGACUAGUCUCCAUUCCCGGACCCUGAUGUUGUUCGAUAUCCCCAAGAAGGGCCGUAGUGACGAAGGAAUCGCAAGACUCAUCGACGAGGUUGCACCCAACGCCUCAUUCGCCCGAACCGCCGUCGCGCGCAACGUCAAGGACCUGCCAAACCUCAUUGCGCAACACGACCAUGCAGUCCGCAAACUCGAGGCAAUCCUCGCCAAGUACCUCAAGAACCCAGACAAUAUCCCCCCGGCCCGGCCCAUGUGCAGACCCUCGAAAAAGGACCGAUCCUAUGGCACGUAUCCUAAGAACCAGAAGGUCGACGCCAUCGAGUACCACACCCAACGUAUUCGCGACCUCGAAAUAGAGAUCAGGGAGGUCCGCUCCGGCGUGGACAAACGUGGCUCCAUGCCCUACGGUUUCGCCAGUUACUCGGACAUUAUCGAGACUCACAAUAUUGCCUAUGCCUGCCGCAAGAAGAAGCCCGUCGGCACGACCAUUAUGCUGGCGCCCCGGCCCAACGACAUCAUUUGGGAUAACAUGGUUCUUUCUAGUUCCACCCGAAGUCGCAAGCGAUGGUUCAACGGCCUGUGGGUCGUCGUCCUCACUCUCCUCUGGAUUGUUCCCAACGCCAUGAUUGCCAUUUUCUUGGUCAACUUGUCCAACCUGGCAUACGUGUGGGACGCGUUUAAUAAGUCGCUUUCGGCCAAUACCACAUUCUGGGGUGUGGUCCAAGGUAUUCUCUCACCCGCGCUCAUGUCAGGUGUUUACCUAGUUCUCCCUAUGAUCUUCCGUCGUCUCUCGAUCAAGUCUGGUGACCAAACUAAGACUGGACGGGAGAGGCACGUUUUGGCCAAGCUAUAUGCCUUCUUCGUCUUCAACAACCUGAUUGUCUUUUCCAUCUACAGCCCUGCCUGGACCUACGUUGUUGGUGUCAUUGAGAAGGUCCGGAACGGCAAUGACGCAUGGCAGGCUGUCGUCGAUGAGAAUUACGCCAACUUGCUAUUCAUCGCGCUUUGCAACAACAGUGUUUUCUGGGUGACAUAUCUGUUACAGCGACAACUCGGUGCAGCCAUCGAUCUUGCCCAAUUGUGGCCCUUGGUCCAGGCCUUUUUCCUCAAGAAAUUUGCGAGCCCUACCCCCAGAGAGUUGAUCGAACUGACGGCGCCGCCUCCCUUCCAAUACGCCGAGUACUACAACUACUUCCUCUACUACGCCACCGUUACGAUGUGCUUCGCCGGAAUCCAGCCCCUUGUCCUCAUCGCCACAGCCCUAUACUUCACCAUCGACUCAUACCUCAAGAAGUACCUCAUAUUGUACCGCUUUGUGACCAAGACUGAGUCUGGCGGCAUGUUUUGGCGUGUCGUCUUCAACCGAUUCAUCUUUGCCACAAUGCUUGCCAACCUCGUGAUCAUGCUUACUUGCUGGGUCAAGGGCGAUAACCAGCAUGUCAUGUUCUUCUCAGUGGUCCCAUUGCCCUUCCUCAUGUUGGGUUUCAAGAUCUAUUGCUCCAAGGCCUUCGAUGAGAAGAUGCGCUAUUACAGCACCCACGACGCCGUUAGACACAGCGAGACUGGCCCUCAGAAGGAGAGCCGAAACCGCAGCGACCGACUGGCCAGCCGCUUUGGCCACCCAGCCUUGUACAAGCCUCUUAUCACUCCCAUGGUGCACUCUAAGGCUCAGAACCUUCUCCCCGCCAUUUACAAAGGAAGGCUGUCUGAUGGCCGGGAGGCGAACGCAGGCGAUAUGAUGAGCGUCAGCGGUUAUUCGGAUAUGUAUGCGCUUGACCCCAUGCAGGGUGGACGACCUGGAAAGACUGCCAACAACAAUAUGCCUGGAUUCGAAAUCGUCUCGGAGAAUCAGAUGGACUUUGGAUAUUACAAGAACAGGGCAGAAUUCGCGGAGGAUCACGGUGGAGGUGAGAUCUACGGACGCCAGGGCGAGAUUAUGCGACCAGGUACCCCUGGUUCCAUGGGCGACGGUAGCGACCACGGUUCGAGACCUGGCACACCUCUAUCCGGCCGGUCAACUCCCUUCGCUGGUGCCAAGAACCGCAACCCCAGCGACACGAGCUACCAGGGAUUCCGAGGCCCUCCAGGUGGCGGGUUUGCUCAACAGCCGAUGAUGGGGUCAGAUGUACCCAGCCGGUCUCGCACCCCGAUGUACUCGCAAGAUAACGGGAGUUCGUCAGGGCUUGGGCUCAUCAAUAACGCUGCGGCCCCUGGAUCUGGACGCAUGACUCCGGUUAUUCCUCAUCCUUCUCACAGCCCCGGACCAUCCACGGGCGCCUUGGGUGGCGGGCCACAAGGCUACAGCAACUUGGCACAAAACGAGGACACCGAUCCGGCACAAUACGACUAUUUCCGUGGCAGUGCCAGGGCGAGACGAAACCCUGGUGAGGGUUGGUAAUACCCUUCGCCCACCAACAAAGGGUGACAACUUUGGGAAGGGAAUGGCCUUUUUCAUUGUGUUUGAAUUUGCAAGGCGUUUGGAUAGAUUGGGCUU